CUAUAAUUCCCAUUGCGCACAAGCGUCCGUUCACACUACCAGAUCAUGGUUGUAUCCUUCGCGCCAAAGAAAGAUAAUCCUUCCCUGGAGCUCCGAGACCGUUGGAUCAUCCACUGCACAGAUCUGAAAGCGAUUAGUGAAUAAUCCAACGGUCCCCGGGCUCGAGGGAAUCCGUUUCCUUUCGUGCGAAAGAUAUAUACCACGAUCCUCAGAAUAUAUAAUAACCACACCCCAUUGUUAUCGCCAUAACUUAAAGAGGAGUUGGUAGUAGAAGGGGAAGGCAUGGCGAAGGGUGAGAAACGGGAAGGAGAUCUUGCGAAACUAAUCUUCUCUUGGUCUCUCGAAGACGUCUUCAACCAAGAUCUCUUCAAAGACGAGGUGGUGAAGAUACCCAGUACAUUCACUUCUUUGAAGAACUACUUGAGUUCAUACACUUUUCCUUUGAUUGAAGAAAUACGUGCCGACAUGUAUUCUAGCUUGGAAGCUUUAUCCCAAGUACCUUCUGUCAAAAUAUUGUCACUUGACAGUACUAAGAGACAUAAGCAAUGUACAUAUCAGAUUAUCGUUGGUGAUGCUCCUGCAAAUGUUCCAUCUCCUGGUGUCAAUAGAAACUACAUUCCAAACAAGGGUGAUAUAUUUGUCUUGUCAGAUAGGAGACCUGUUCACGUUUCUGAUCUUACUGGAAAUGGGAAAUCAUAUCGUAUUGCCUUAAUUAUUAGGGGUGGAAAAUACGAUGACCUACCACCUAAUACGUUUGUAAUUAGAGCAUCAAGCAGCAUAGAAGUUUCAGAAUAUAGAAAACAGAACGAGAAAAGAAGUCCAUUUUGUGCUGUUUACUUGUUAAACAUCACAACAUACCGUCAUAUUUGGAAGGCACUGGACUUUAAGUUGUCUGUUCUUUGAAAUCUGAACCUUGUCAAGAAGAUUUUCAAUUUUGAUCCAUCGGCUACCAGAUGUGAUGAUAUCUCUUUGUCUGAAGCAUCCAGAUACAUCCAUGACAGAAACAUACAGAACAAUUUGUCUGCAUUGAAGCUCAACAAAUCGCAAACUAAUGCAAUAUUAUCUUGUAUUUC
Phoenix dactylifera (date palm) is the source of this 1073-nucleotide messenger RNA. Lineage: Eukaryota; Viridiplantae; Streptophyta; Magnoliopsida; Arecales; Arecaceae. The record is from RefSeq and is a predicted model, not a curated record.